AGAAAGGGAUAACUUUUUUUAAAAAUUGGACACACAACUAUCAAAAAAUAAAAGUACCCGGAUGUUCAAUCUGCCGUCAGGCGGUUACAAGUGUCGUGAACAACUAAGGAUUUAAAUAGGAGAGACCUCCGGGUAGAGCGAGAAGUGGGAGAGAGUGUGUGAGAGCGAGAGAGAGAGAGACAGAGAGAAAGCAGCUCAAGCUAUCGUGCAAACAUGUCUGAGCCCAUUAGAGUUCUGGUGACCGGUGCUGCCGGGCAAAUCGCCUAUUCCCUGUUGUUCAGCAUCGCCAAGGGAGAUGUGUUUGGCAAAGAUCAGCCGGUGGUCCUGAUCCUCUUGGACAUCACGCCCAUGUUGCCGGUCCUGGACGGCGUCGUGAUGGAGCUGCAGGACUGUGCUCUCCCACUUCUGAGAGAGAUCGUCCCCACCGACAAGGAGGACGUGGCCUUCAACGACCUGGACGCGGCCAUCUUGGUGGGCUCCAUGCCCAGGAGGGAGGGCAUGGAGAGGAAGGACCUGCUCAAGGCCAACGUGGCCAUCUUCAAGAGUCAGGGUACCGCUCUGGAGAAGUACGCCAAGAAGACCGUCAAGGUGCUGGUUGUAGGAAACCCUGCCAACACCAACUGUCUGAUUGCAGCCAAGUCUGCUCCCUCCAUCCCCAAAGAGAACUUCUCCUGCCUCACCCGUCUGGACCACAACAGGGCUCGCUCUCAGGUGGCGAUGCGCUGCGGCGUCCCUGCCACCCACGUGAGGAACGUGAUCAUCUGGGGGAACCACUCGUCCACCCAGUACCCCGACGUGCACCACUGCCUGGUCAACAUGUCCGGCAGCGAGCUCGCCUGCUUUGAGGCGGUGAAGGACGACGCUUGGCUUAAAGGAGACUUCAUCGCUACGGUGCAGCAGAGAGGUGCUGCAGUCAUCAAGGCCAGGAAGCUGUCCAGUGCCAUGUCUGCAGCCAAGGCCAUCUGUGACCACAUGAGAGACAUCUGGUCGGGCACCCCCGAGGGCGAGUUCAUCUCCAUGGGUGUUUACUCCUCUGGUAACUCCUAUGGAGUCCCAGAAGACCUCAUCUACUCAUUCCCCGUCCAGAUCAAGGACAAGACCUGCAGGAUUGUGGGUGGCCUGGCCAUCAACGACUUCUCCCAAUCAAAGAUGGACGCCACGGCGGCGGAGCUGAUAGAGGAGAGAGACACAGCGGUGUCUUUCCUGGGAGCAUGACUAGACCCCGAGAGGCCACCCAACCAACACUCAGACGGAGGACGCAAAACUCCAGACGCACGCUUGUGAUAAAGCACUCCACGUGUGUGUGUGUGUGUGUGUGUGUGAGAGAGUGUGUGUGUGAGUGUGAGUGAGAGAGAGAGUCAGUGUUUGAGUGUAAAGCUAGAUUUAUAACUCCACCCUUAAGUGUACAGUACAAACUGAAAGUCCACCUAACUUGUUACCAAUACUCUUCUUUUCUCUGCGGGUGAGUGAAACAUGAAUGGUUGUUACAUAUAAAUAGUCUACGAUGCACUGAGUCCUCAAAACACUGGAAUGGAUCACUUUUAAAAGCUGAACAAUAAAACAUUUAACAGUU
Messenger RNA from Anarrhichthys ocellatus (wolf-eel), 1573 nucleotides. It is a transcript of the gene mdh1ab, whose product is annotated as malate dehydrogenase 1Ab, NAD (soluble). Bases 214 to 1215 code for a protein of 333 amino acids. Lineage: Eukaryota; Metazoa; Chordata; Actinopteri; Perciformes; Anarhichadidae. The record is from RefSeq and is a predicted model, not a curated record. The transcript has 9 exons. Gene Ontology annotation, biological process: malate metabolic process. Gene Ontology annotation, molecular function: L-malate dehydrogenase (NAD+) activity.